Cucurbitaria berberidis CBS 394.84 is the source of this 1640-nucleotide messenger RNA. RefSeq lists its product as uncharacterized. The record is from RefSeq and is a predicted model, not a curated record. Bases 6 to 1379 code for a protein of 457 amino acids. The transcript has a single exon. Gene Ontology annotation, biological process: regulation of DNA-templated transcription. NCBI's taxonomy places the organism in Eukaryota, Fungi, Ascomycota, Dothideomycetes, Pleosporales, Cucurbitariaceae. Gene Ontology annotation, molecular function: DNA-binding transcription factor activity, RNA polymerase II-specific; zinc ion binding.
CAAAAAUGCCCCCAAGAACGAAGGCAUGCGCUACCUGUCGCAAGAAACGCAUCCGAUGUGAUGCAACGCUUCCAUAUUGCCUCAUGUGCAGUCGAUUCGGCCGCCAAUGCCCUGGGGUCGCAGAUGGACCCUUGAUCGUGGACAUGACGAAAACCGCAAAACAUGGCAUGCAGAAGCGCGCGACCAAAUCAUCAUCAAAGAGCCUAGAUCUAGUUCCAUUGGUCUGGACAAAUCCAAAUAAUGUUGUUGUCCAUCGGAUGUCCCAGCGAGCGAUGGUGACAGAAGCAUUCUACGAGCGUUUCUUGACACAUUUCACUUUCGAAGGCGAAGGAACAGAUAUUCGAAAUCGACUUUCGUGGCUUCAUCGUCUCCCCCUCUUGUCCACAGACGGUACGAACGAUGCGCUCGUAUUAGCCUUGCAAGCCACAGCGUCCGCCUACUGUGCAGUGGACAAUAGCAACGUAGCUCUGACACGGCACGCUUGGAAUCUCUACGGCGACGCACUACGGGCACAUGGCCGGGCCCUUCUGCCAUCAAGGUCCAAGCCUCAUGUCACACUUCACAUGGUAUCAACAAGCGUUCUUUUCAGUUUAUUCGAAGCCAUGCAGGCUACAAAUGCGAAUGCAUAUCGCUCACACAUCUACGGCGCAGCGAAAAUGUUCGAAGUGACGGGACCAGAACAGUGUACAGAGGGCAUACUGUGUCAGAUCUUCUACCAUCUUCGGACGCAAAUGACCUUUCUUGAUUUGACCGGUAGGGCGAACGAUACUCCAGUGGAAGUGAGAAAGAUCCUAUACAGGACGCUAGAGUAUACGCGGUUGCCAAUGUUCCAGACAUUAAUGAAUCAUGUCGCGAAGCUGGCGGACUUGUAUACUGCAAUGAGGGAUGGAGUUGACGAAGGCCAGACCUAUCAGUCCCUCGACCUUACGACCUACAUGGUAGCCAGGAGCGAGGUCGAGGUCCUGUGGGACGAAUAUACUGAAACAGCCGAAGAAUGGAAUGAGCAACUUACGUGGGAAGAUCCCUGGACUAGAGCCACCAUGUAUCGCGACGCCUUCACCGCGCUUACCAUUGCGUACUUUGAAACCGCCCGUAUUCUACUCGCCAUCGUAGCACCACAGCUUGCGACUUCUCAUGUGGACCUGAGCGACCACUAUGCAGCGAUAGUGGAUAUCUCACAGUAUCUGCGGAUCAACGAUGUCGGUUUCGCCUAUAUGCGCAUGGCGACCCCAUUGCUUCUGGUCGCGUUGCAUUCUCCGAAGAGGGAGCAGCGAAAAGCAGCAACCAGGUAUUUUGAAAACUGGGUAGACGGAUCAAUGAGAGGAAUCAGUCUACUUGCUCUAGAAUCGAUCUACCGACAUCGUGUAUUGAAAACAUAGCUAGACAAGCAUUUAUCGGCUGUGAACAUUACUAGUGCAUUCGAGUCUAACAACUCCAUGGGUUUGGCAACGAACAGUGUCGGGAUCUUGCAAGAAGUCGAAUGAUCAGUCAAAAACGCAUGGCUUGUAGUUUCAAGUUGAUACGCCCUCCAAAUACCCACAGCGAGGCCAUGAUCACAAGCCACAACACUACGAGACCGUCGGUCGCUUCCUACACUGCCAACCUCGUCCCGGUCCCAUCUCAAAUCAGCAAGAAUGGAG